Molecule: messenger RNA, 3183 nt
Organism: Puntigrus tetrazona (Sumatra barb)
Lineage: Eukaryota; Metazoa; Chordata; Actinopteri; Cypriniformes; Cyprinidae
Gene: htr6
Product: 5-hydroxytryptamine (serotonin) receptor 6
Exons: 3
Coding region: 1519-3012 (497 amino acids)
Biological process (GO): G protein-coupled receptor signaling pathway, coupled to cyclic nucleotide second messenger; chemical synaptic transmission
Cellular component (GO): dendrite; membrane
Molecular function (GO): G protein-coupled serotonin receptor activity; neurotransmitter receptor activity
Source: RefSeq, a predicted model, not a curated record
AGGCCGAGAUGAUAUUUGGCAACCAUGCUAAACUAGUGCCCUCACUUUGCUUAAAGCAAAAACAUUUGCACAAACCUGCAGUGUGUCCAGAGCUGUGUUGGCAUGGUGACAGUUUUCCAGUACAAGCAUACUUUUUCUUUUUUUUUUUUUUUUAUCUGCUGUGCUUAUACAUAAUUGCACUAUUGUAACGUUGCUUUUUACACUAAGGUAGAAGUACAUAUUGAUGUUCUCAUGCCUGGUCUUGAGAAGUAAGGCUUCGGGAAAUUGUUGCAGACGUGUUGGCUGUAAUGAUUAUAAAAUUGCAAAUAUUAAAUGUCUUUUGCGUUUCACAAAGGUGUACACGAGUGUACGUCAGUUUAAGUUUGGAAUCUUAAAUCUUGGAAUAAAAUGCGAAUCCAAAACCCAUUUUUUUUUCUUCAGUUCUGAUUCUCAUUAUAAAUCAUAAUCGGAUAAAGAAAAAAAUCGCACACUUGAACAUCAGCGCAGAAUUUCCACAUCUGCUUGCAAAAACAAAAACAAAAAAAAUGCAUUUAAAACACUAUUGUGCAACUGCGUUAACAAUACAGACAGUUUUGACAACCUCAAUGGAAAAAAUAGAAAUGGAAACCAAAUAUGAGAAUCAAAAUGAGCCACAGAAGAAACAUUUUCACGUACACAAAUACAUUGAAUUAUUUGGUGGCAAUCUUGAAUAUAUACGUUUUUUUUUUUUUUUUUUACAUCUCACACGUUUACAUAAGCCUUUGUUAGAUGCUAAUUGCUUGCCUCAAUUAACCCUGAAUAAUGAUUGACUGUGAAUGUGCAUGAAGUCGCAUCAAGAGCGCGAUGCUCAGACACGCUUUAAGCCCAGCGGCAGAGCGCAGCUCCCGCAGGCACCUUGAAGUGGACGAUACAGGGAUUAGAAGGGCGCGGGGAACAGCCAAGACGCCAACACAGUUACCUCUAGUGCACUCGUCCGCUCCCUUUUACUCAAUUACAGCCACACAAUUACUGAAUAAAGAACCUUGAGCUCAUAAAAAUGCAUAGAAAGCAAACAGAAGUCGGCAAGAAGCGGACCGAGAUAAGUUUGUUUUUUAAUUCACUCAGCUAAAAAUAUCUAUACGGUAGUCUUGCUCUUUUAACGCUCCCUCUCUUUCUCUCACACUCUCUCGUACCGAAGCCCACCUCUCAGUUGCCCUCCCCCAAAGAGUGUCAUCAUGACACGUAGCUUUGAAAUACUCUGACAGGCACAGAAUUGCUCAUACUGGUGCUAAGCAUUGAAGAAGCCAGACUAUUGACUAGGAAAUGUGUCAGUUUAUUGCUUUGCUCAUCUCACGUUAACAAAUGGAGUGAUGGCAGCUGAAUAUCCUUGCGCUGAUGUGACUGAGGCACACAGAAGGAGUGAAAUCGCCAACCUCGCCAGGGGAAAGGAUUACUAUAAACGGGACAUCUUGAUCUUUUUUGCCACCUGAGGUGGUCCGCAACAGAUUCCAGCGAGGUGACCCGCAGAUCAACUGUUUCGCAUUCGGCGUCGCUCUCUCAAUGUACUUGAAAAACGGUGGAUGUGUGUUUGCUUCAUCGAGACCACAGGAUGCGCACACAGUCCUAUUCAACUCUCCGAUGAUGAGUGGCUCACCUAUCCCUCGAGUAGAGGCAUCAGGUGCGGACGUUUACAGGAGCUUCAAUGACAGCGGUAGUAUCGCCGAAGGCUGGAGCAUUAGUGGCAGCGGUCCAUGGCUUCUCGCGGUCAUGCUGUCCCUCAUAAUUCUGGUGACAGCUUGUGGGAACAUUUUGCUGAUCGCCUUGGUGUUUGCACAUCGGUCACUGCGCUGCACCUCCAAUUGCUUCCUGGUGUCCCUCUUCCUGUCAGACUUGAUGGUUGCUCUGGUCGUGAUGCCCCCUGCCAUGCUCAAUGUGCUGUGUGGGACCUGGGUGCUGGCGCCCGGAUUCUGUCCCGUCUGGCUUUGCUUCGACGUGAUGUGCUGUAGUGCUUCCAUCCUCAACUUGUGUGUCAUCAGUCUGGACCGCUACCUCCUCAUCAUCUCUCCGUUGCGAUACAAACAGCACAUGACCCCACCUCGUGCCUUGCUUCUGGUGGGCGGGGCUUGGGGGUUGGCAGCCCUCACUUCCUUUUUGCCGAUCAAGAUGGACUGGCACAGCCUGGGACGCACCCAAGACCUUGCCGAGAAUGAUCCCGCCAACACCACGAUCUCGCAGUUAAGUUCCUUCUACCCCUCUUCGUACUUCCAGCCUUCCACGUCAGGGACGCCGUCCACGCAGUGCCGCCUGCGGGUGACUCUUCCCUUCGCCCUCGUGGCGACCUUUCUCACUUUCUUCUUGCCCUCUACGGCCAUCUGUUUCACCUACUGCCGGAUCCUGUUGGCGGCCAGAAGACAGGCACGACAGGUGGAGGCUCUUACUCAUCCCGCUUACCCACAUCACUCACCCGGCGAACCAUCUCGUCCUCCUUCUCCCGGACAUGCCGUCCAGGAUGGAGAUGACUACAGCCAUCAGGAGCCACCUGUGUUGCGGCAAGUUCCGCUGUCGGUGAACAGUGAGCGCAGACUGGCACACAGGCAAAGGAAGAGAGCCCUGAAAGCCAGUCUUACCCUGGGAGUGCUCCUGGGUCUCUUCUUCAGUGCCUGGCUUCCCUUUUUUAUCACCAACAUGGCACAGGCGGUGUGUGAGUGCGUACCACCUUCCUUCUUCGAUGCCAUCACAUGGUUGGGGUACUGUAACAGCACCAUGAACCCAAUUAUAUACCCAAUGUUCAUGAGGGAUUUCAAAAGGGCUUUGGCACGGCUUCUACCCUGCUGUUCUUCAUCUCAAGCCCCUCGUCGGCCAUCGCUGCCACUUUCCCUUUCUCUACGCAACUCAGGGGAGCCACAACUGCCCACCGAACCCCCUUCCCUUGUGUCAGACCCGCCGCAACUACCGGCGACGGCCACGGACGCUGUUAACCUUCUCGACGCGGAAAACGCCGGGAUCGACCUGCCUCUGCUGCUGCCCAACCAGGUCGAUACAUUAGAUGAUUGACACGCCAACCGAGGCAACAAAAGAAGUGCAAUAUACUGUGAACGGCAAGAUGCAAGACUUACAAUGAUAUGUUUUUGAAAAAAAUGUGUUGAAACGUACCAUGCUAAAAAAAAACAAAUCAAUGGGAUAAGCGUUAAUGGGAUAGUCGUGCCUAAACUAGAAGGCUGCAUU